Messenger RNA from Sinocyclocheilus rhinocerous, 1914 nucleotides. RefSeq names its product neuropilin and tolloid-like protein 1. Gene Ontology annotation, cellular component: postsynaptic density. The transcript is spliced from 9 exons. Gene Ontology annotation, molecular function: ionotropic glutamate receptor binding. NCBI's taxonomy places the organism in Eukaryota, Metazoa, Chordata, Actinopteri, Cypriniformes, Cyprinidae. The record is from RefSeq and is a predicted model, not a curated record. Bases 259 to 1833 code for a protein of 524 amino acids. Gene Ontology annotation, biological process: positive regulation of excitatory postsynaptic potential.
GGCACGGAUGUGGCGGAUUACGCAGAUGUGUUCAACCUGUUCCAUCAAACAAGUCUUCAACUACUCCCUGAGUUCUGGGAAUAGCGGCAACAAUUUGUGCUAUGAAUCUCAUACAAUUUGGAUCGCGUUCUUUAAGCAGCUUCUUCUAAAGACGGACUGCUUUAUAUCGUAGUUAUAUUUUAUCUAAAUUUCAUCCUUCGCUUCGCCACUUCCAUUAGCAUUUCAUGGAAUUCAAAGUUGAAACCCUAGGGGAGAAUUAUGGUGCCGCGGGUGAAACUGCUUGUUGUUGUUGCAAGUCUUGUCAAUCUUGUAUUUUCUGGAGCACCAACAGCACCACCAAAGAGAGCUAUAGUUAAAAACAACUCAGGUGUGACGCCGGCAGGGUUGUGUGGUGCUUGGGUCAAAGAACCUGAUGGAGGGCUUUUCACAUCUCCUAACUAUCCUGAAAAAUAUCCUCCUGACCGAGAAUGCAUAUACAUAAUUGAAGCUUCUCCAAGACAAUGCAUUGACCUGUAUUUUGAUGAAAAGUAUGCUAUUGAGCCAUCGUGGGAGUGUAAGUUUGACCACAUUGAAGUCAGGGAUGGCCCCCUCAGCUUUUCUCCUAUUAUUGGCCGCUACUGUGGACAAGAGAGCCCGGCCUAUGUUAAGUCCAGCGGACGAUACCUUUGGAUAAAAUUUGUGGUAGAUGGUGAACUAGAAGCCAUUGGAUUUUCAGCUCGGUACAAUUUCACCCAAGAUCCUGAUUUCAAAGACCUUGGAGUUCAACCACCUCUUCCUAUUUGUGAAUUUGAGAUGAGCGGGCCAGAGGGGAUUGUGGAGUCAGUAAUGGUUACGAAAGAGGGCAAAGCGUUGCAGACAGAGGCUGUAGACUGCAGGUGGUUCAUAAGAGCUCCUCCUGGCUCGAAGAUCUAUUUGCGUUUCCUGGAUUAUGAGAUGCAGAACUCAAACGAGUGCAAGCGUAACUUUGUGGCAGUGUAUGAUGGGAGCAGCUCGGUGGAACACCUAAAGAAUAAAUUCUGCAGCACGGUGGCCAAUGACGUGAUGCUGCUGACUUCAUUAGGUGUGAUUCGCAUGUGGGCCGAUGAGACCAGCCGCAGGAGCCGAUUCCGUAUCCUCUUCACCACCUUCCACGAGUCUCCAUGUGAAGGAGACUCUUUCUUCUGCCAUAGCAACAUGUGUAUUAACCACACAUUGGUGUGCAAUGGUAUCCAAAACUGUGUCUAUCCUUGGGAUGAGAAUGGUUGCAAAGAGAAAAGAAAAGCCACUAUCCUGGACAGUCUCGACAACACUAAUGUGACCAUUAUAGGCGUGACCUGUGCAGUGGUGAUUAUCCUGCUCACCGUGUCAAUAAUCAUUCAAAUAAAACAGCCACGGAAGAAGUACAUAAUCCGCAGAGAUGAAUUCGACCCCACAUUGCUGCACAAGGCCUUUGAGCCCCCACACUACGAGCUGUGCACGUUACGGCAAGCAACCUCAUCCGAUGGUGAUGUUUUACCUGAAGACUUCCCCAAACUGCAGCGCACCUCCUCCAAAUGCAUCCACGGCCACCACUGUGGCUCCCAGGUGUCCAGCACUCGAGGCAGUCGCAGCGAUCUCAGCCUGCGAGAUGCUGCAGCUAUUCUCUCAGAGAUGGAGCCAACCAUACAACCUCCAUUUCCUCUGCAAGCCACCCCUACUGGCCGCAGGAAUAUUCUAGUGAUGAAGCACAGCUACUCGCACGAUGGGGCUGAAGAGUGCGACCUGGAUGAUGAACUUUAUGAUGGGCCCACCACCAGCCGUGGGCGAGCUGCAAUGGACAGAACUGUGCAUCGGUCAGUAUCCAAUGACUUUUAAUGGUUUUCCAUGCAUUUCAGCCCAGCUUUUGGAUAGAUUACUUUCUUUAUUGUCCGUUUUGUCUCUGUUUUAUUUGUAAUA